AUGUCUCUGGAUAAAGAUCGAGUACCGAGCCUUAGACACCAGGUCAAGGUGAAAGUUGGCCUGAUAGGUGAUGCACAAGUUGGAAAGACUUCUUUAAUGGUCAAAUACGUACAAAAUGUGUUUGAUGAGGAAUAUACGCAGACAUUGGGGGUGCAUUACCUCGAGCGGAAAGUGGUGCUGGGAUCCACAGACGUUAUAUUCUCCAUAAUGGAUCUUGGAGGUCAACGUGAAUUUAUCAAUAUGCUCCCUUUAGUAUCCGAAGGUGCAGUUGCAAUAGUAUUUCUUUUCGAUUUGACGCGGCCAGAGACUUUAAAUUCGAUAAAAGAAUGGUACAGACAAGCAAGGGGGUUCAAUGAUACAGCAAUUUCAAUUCUGGUUGGAACUAAAUAUGACCUUUUCGUCGAUAUGGACCCCGAAUAUCAAGAAAAUGUAUCUAGAACUGCGAUGAAAUACGCUCAAGUUAUGAAAUCGCCUCUGAUAUUUUGCUCGACCCAAUCAUCAAUCAACGUACAGAAAAUAUUUAAGGUCGUGAUUGCAAAAGCUUUCAAUCUAACUCUGAAAGUACCGGAAUAUAAACAGAUCGGCGAGCCCUUACUGAUAUACAAAUCAUUCGGUCCUUCGCGACCUUCUUCUCCAAAAAGACAAGUGCAUACCCCUCCGCCAUCAUCGUAA
This is a messenger RNA of Kluyveromyces lactis, 672 nucleotides long. It is a transcript of the gene TEM1, whose product is annotated as Ras family GTPase TEM1. NCBI's taxonomy places the organism in Eukaryota, Fungi, Ascomycota, Saccharomycetes, Saccharomycetales, Saccharomycetaceae. Gene Ontology annotation, biological process: regulation of exit from mitosis. Gene Ontology annotation, molecular function: GTP binding; GTPase activity. Bases 1 to 672 code for a protein of 223 amino acids. The record is from RefSeq and is a predicted model, not a curated record. The transcript has a single exon. Gene Ontology annotation, cellular component: spindle pole body.